Messenger RNA from Oryctolagus cuniculus (rabbit), 6397 nucleotides. The record is from RefSeq and is a predicted model, not a curated record. NCBI's taxonomy places the organism in Eukaryota, Metazoa, Chordata, Mammalia, Lagomorpha, Leporidae.
UCACCCUCCAAUGGCCGCCGCAGCUGGCGCGCUGCGGCCGGCACACCGCGCUGAUCCGAAGGCAGGAGCCAGGUGCUUCUCCUGGUCUCCCAUGGGGUGCAGGGUCCAAGCACUUGGGCCAUCCUCCACUGCACUCCCUGGCCACAGCAGAGAGCUGGCCUGGAAGAGGGGCAACCGGGACAGAAUUUGGCGCCCCUACUGGUACUAGAACCCGGUGUGCCGGCGCCGCUAGGUGGAGGAUUAGCCUAUUGAGCCGCGGCGCCGGCCCCCUCAAUUGUUCUUAAUCAUAAAUGGCAGAGAUGUAUAGUCAAGAGGGGAAAGAUCAUUUUAAUAAUAUUUUAAUUAUUUAUUUGAAGGGCGGAGAGAGAAUCAGAGAGAGUGAAAGAGCCCCUAUCUGUUUGUUCAUUCUUCAAAUGCCCACAACAGCCAGGGCUGGAGCAGGUCAAAGCUGGGAGUCUGGAACUUAAUGCAGGUCUCCUCUGUGGGUAACCAGAACCCAGUGACUUGAGCCAUCUGUGUUGCCUCCUAGGGUCUGCAUUAGCAGGAAGCUGGAAUCAGGAGCCGGAGCUGGGCAUUGAAGCAAUAUGGGAAGUGGGUGUCUUAACUCCUAUGCCAAAUGCUUACCCAGGGAAGCAUCAUUUUAAAAUAUAAAUUGGGCGGGUGUUGUGGCACAGCAGUUAAGAUACCACUUGAGAUGUCCAUGUGCCAUAUUGGUGCGCCUGGCAUUGAGUCCUGCUUUGCCUCUGCUCCUGCUUCUUCUUCCUGCUAAUGUGCACCCUGAGAGACAGCAGGUAAUGGCCCACGUACUGAGUCCCUGCCACCCACAUGGGAGUCCCAGGUGGAGUUCCUGGCUCCUGGCUGUUGUGGGUAUUUGAGGGAGUGAACUGGUGGGUAAAAGAGCUCUCUCUCUGCCUAUGUUUCUUCCUGUGUCUCCUUCUCUGUCUGUCUCUCUGCCUUUCAAGUAAAUAAAAAACUUUAAACUCUCAGAGAUCAUCACCUCCUGUCGCCUUCCACCCCAGAGUGAGAGCCACAGCCCUGCAGUGGCCUCGCUCACCUCCUCACCCACCCCUUCCCCUGCUGCUUCAGGCCAACCCACCUGCUCUUCCCUUUGCCCAAACCUCUUUCCCGUAUUCGUGUGGCUGCUGUCUCCCUUGCUUCAGAAUUGAGAAUAUCUUCAUUCCCGAUCCUUUCAGGUGAGGAAGCCCAGUUGAGACAGGCUCUGUGACUAGCUGACUCCCUCCAGUGGGCUGUCGGUGCCACCCGGGCAGGAACCCAGUCUGUUCUGUUCACCCUGGAACCCACAGAGUGUCACUGAGUGAAUGGAUGUACAUGCUCACGUGUGUGCACCUUCCAGAGAGGGGGAGGGAAAGGGCAGUGUGGAAACUGGGGUUGGAGAGAGUGAGUGUGGACGGUGUGGAGGAGAAUGAAGUGCUCAUGACGGGAUUGGAGAUGCGAGACGUGGUCCAGUCUGUUCCAGCCUCCACAACCUCAUCUCUUACAGUGACUUCAUACUGUGAGGCACAUGAAGGAGCAGCUGCUGGAAUACACGAUCAGUAGCCCUGGGCUAGGUCCAGAGUGGACGUUCAUGGAAGCUAGCCCUGAGGGUAGGGUCUGGUGGUGUGUGGACACUAGACCAUGUGCCUAGGUAGUUUUUGCUUUCUCCGCAGCUCUGCUUCCCCAGCAACGCUCACCACGCCCUUGUUUUGAGAACCUCACUAAGCCCUUGCCACUGUGCAGCCAUGGGGGAUAUGAAAACCCCAGAUUUUGAUGAUCUUCUGGCUGCCUUUGACAUCCCAGACCCCACCAGCCUUGAUGCCAAGGAGGCCAUCCACACACCCAGCGAGGAGAAUGAGAGUCCUCUUAAAGCCCCAGGCAUGUGUAUGGAUGAGAGUCUGUCCUUGUCUCACUCGGGAUCAGCCCCAGACGUGCCGGCCGUGAGUGUCAUUGUCAAGAACACCAGCCGCCAGGAGUCGUUUGAAGCGGAGAAAGACCCCAUUGCCCCCAGCCUCCUGCACAAUGGGUUCCGGGGCUCAGACCUGCCUCCCGACUCCCACAACUGCGGGAAGUUUGAGUCCACUUUCAUGAAUGGAGGCAGUGCCAGGAGUUUUCCUGGCAAGCUGGAGCCCUCCAAGUCAGAGCCAUUGCCCACCUUCAACCAGUUUAGUCCAAUCUCCAGCCCAGAGCCUGAGGACCCCAUCAAAGAUAACGGGUUUGGGACAAAGCCCAAGCACUCUGACAGUUACUUCUCACCACCUCCUGGGUGCGGGGCUGUGGGGGGCCCAGUCCUGGAGGCUCUGGCCAAGUUUCCAGUCCCGGAGUUGCAUAUGUUCGAUCACUUUUGUAAGAAAGAACCCAAGCCAGAACCCCUGUCCUUGGGAUCCCAGCAGGAGCAGGAUAGAGGUGAGCAGAAGGCAGUGGAUCCUCACAAAGAGCUGGAUGCCCGGCGAUUCUUCGGGGAAGCUUUGGAGUUCACCAGCCACCCUAGCAACAGCAUUACAGAGCCUAAGCGGCUUGCCCCAGACCUUGGGUCAUGCUCCUCAGUGCCCCCCAGGCAGCGUCUCAAGCCGGCUCAUUCCAAGCUGUCCUCUUGUGUUGCAGCCUUGGUGGCCCUGCAGGCCAAAAGAGUGGCCAGUGUCACCAAGGAGGAUUCGCCUGGCCACACAAAGGAUUCCUCAGGGCCUACUAAAGAGGGUCCCAAAGGCAGCCCCAAAAUGCCCAAGUCACCAAAGAGUCCCCGAAGCCCUCUGGAGGCCACUAGGAAAAGCGUCAAGCCAUCAGACAGCCCUCGGAGCAUUUGCAGUGACAGCAGCAGCAAAGGCUCCCCCUCCGUGGCUGCCAGCUCCCCACCAGCAAUUCCCAAAGUCAGGAUCAAAACCAUUAAGACAUCCUCGGGGGAAAUCAAACGGACCGUCACGAGGAUCCUGCCAGACCCCGAUGAUCCAAGUAAGUCCCCCGUUGGGUCACCUCUAGGAAGCACUGUUACUGAGGCCCCAAGCGAGGUGCCAGGGGAUGAAGUCACGGCCCUGCCUGUGGAGGAGCACUUUCCUGAGCCUGGCACAAAUUCAGGGAGCCCCCAGGGUGACAAGAAAGGGGACGAGAGCAUGACAAAGGCCAGUGACUCUUCAUCUCCCUGCUCUGGGCCCCGGGUCCCUAAGGGGGCUGCCGUGGGCUCACAGCUGGGCAAGAAGCAACAGAGCACAGCGCUGCAGGCAUCUGCCCUGGGCCCAGCCAACCUCCUGCCCAAAGCCGUGCACCUGGCCAACCUGAACCUGGUCCCCCACAGCGUUGCCGCAUCCGUGACAGCCAAAUCCUCGGCACAGAGACGGAACCAGACGCAGCUCACGCAGAUGUCGGUGCCCCUGGUCCACCAGGUGAAAAAGGCUGCCCCACUCGUGGUGGAGGUCUUCAACAGGGUCCUCCACAGCUCCAACCCCGUGCCCCUCUACGCGCCAAAUCUCAGCCCCCCUGCAGACAGCAGGAUCCACGUGCCGGCCAGUGGGUACUGCUGCCUGGAGUGUGGGGAUGCGUUUGCCUUAGAGAAGAGCCUGAGCCAGCACUACGGCCGGCGGAGCGUCCACAUCGAGGUGCUGUGCACGCUGUGCUCCAAGACGCUGCUCUUCUUCAACAAGUGCAGCCUGCUGCGGCACGCCCGCGACCACAAGAGCAAGGGCUUGGUCAUGCAGUGCUCUCAGCUGCUCGUGAAGCCCAUCUCCGCCGACCAGAUGUUCGUGUCGCCCCCUGCAAACGCCACAGCACCAGCAGCCCCGGCCCCCGCUCCCUCCCCUAAGCCUGGCCUCCCUGCUGGCGGUGCCAGCCCCCCUCCUCCAGCCUUGCCACUCUACCCAGACCCCGUGAGGCUCAUCCGGUACGGAAUCAAGUGUCCUGAAUGUCACAAGCAGAUGCGAGACUACAUGGUCUUGGCUGCACAUUUCCAGAGGACAGAAGAAGCCGAGGGGCUGACUUGCCAGGUGUGCCAGAUGCUGCUGCCCAACCAGUGCAGUUUCUGUGCCCAUCAGCGGAUUCAUGCACACAAGUCCCCCUACUGCUGCCCGGAGUGUGGGGUCCUCUGUCGCUCUGCCUACUUCCAGACCCACGUAAAGGAGAAUUGCCUGCACUAUGCCCGCAAGGUGGGCUACAGGUGCAUCCACUGUGGUGUCGUCCACCUGACCUUGGCCUUGCUCAAAAGCCACAUCCAGGAGCGACACUGCCAGAUCUUCCACAAGUGUGCAUUUUGCCCCAUGGCCUUCAAGACUGCCGGCAGCACUGCGGACCACACCGCCUCCCAGCACCCCAGCCAGCCCCACAAGCCCUCCCAGCUCAUUUAUAAGUGCUCCUGUGAAACGGUCUUCAACAAGAAGAGGCACAUUCAGCAGCAUUUUUACCAGGACGUCAGGGAGGCACAGGCGAACGUCUUCAAGUGCCCUGAGUGCCCACUUCUGUUCCUGCAGAAGCCGGAGUUAAUGCAGCACGUCAAGAGCACCCACGGUGUUCCCCGGAAUGUGGACGAGCUGUCGAGCCUCCAGUCUUCAGCGGACACGUCCUCGGGCCGCUCCAGCUCCCGCGUCCCCACCACCGAGUCCCCAGCUGCUAGUGUGGCUGCCAGGGGCAGCUCCCUGCCCUCGGGCCGCUGGGGCAGGCCGGACGCCUAUCGCAGGGCUGAGGCCAGACCCCGGCUAAGGAGCACCGGCUGGACCUGCCAGGAGUGCCAGGAGUGGGUUCCCGAUCGGGAGAGCUACGUUUCCCACAUGAAAAAGAGCCAUGGUCGGACGAUGAAGCGGUACCCGUGUCGGCAAUGUGAGCAGUCCUUCCACACCCCCAACAGCCUGCGCAAACACAUCCGCCACAGCCACGACACUGUGAAGAAGGUCUACACGUGUGGGUACUGCGCAGAGGAUAGUCCCAGCUUUCCCCGACCCUCGCUCCUGGAGAGCCACAUCAGCCUUAUGCACGGUAUCCGAAACCCUGAUUUGAGCCAGACAUCCCAAGUCAGACCCCCGGGUGGACAUUCCCCUCAGGUGAACCAUCUGAAAAGACCGCUCAGUGGAGCCGGGGACGCUCCAGGCACCAGCAAUGGCGUUACUGUCUCUUCUACCAAAAGGCACAAGUCCCUUUUCCAGUGUGCAAAAUGUAGCUUUGCCACAGACUCGGGGCUCGAGUUCCAGAGCCACAUACCUCAGCACCAGGUGGACAGCUCCACAGCCCAGUGUCUCCUCUGCGGCUUGUGCUACACCUCCGCCACCUCCCUCAGCCGCCACCUCUUCAUUGUCCACAAGGUGAGAGACCAGGAGGAAGAAGAGGAGGAGGAGGAGGCAGCCGCGGUGGAGGUGAAGGUGGAGGCCGCAGAGCCAGAAGAGGGCUCCGGAGAGGAAAUGUCUGUGGAGACGAGAGAGAAUGGACUGGCGGAGGGUGCUGGCGAGCCUUUGUUGGUGGGUGCAGAGGCAAGGAGACCCCUGGGCCCGGCCCCAGAAGAGGACGCUACCCGAGAUGCUCAGAGCCAACCCCAGGCCUCUCAGGACCGCGACAGCCCUGCGCUCUCCCCUCAGGUGUGACCGGAGGCCCUGCAGUGUGUGCGCCUCCACCUGCCGUGUAGACCAUGGGGAGUAAAAGGCUCUGGCCCAGUGUGAGUGUGGCCGGCUGUGCCCUGAGCUGCAGGUGCUGGGUGUCUCCAGCCCCACAAAAUGUGGGGUUGCUGGGGACCCUCUCGGCUCUGAAUUUGCUUCGGUUAUUUAUGGCUUUGUGCUGCUUCUUGGAAUCCCGACUCUUGUCUGUGUCCUUCCAGCCCCAGGCCGCUUGCGUGGCCCCACCCCAGUGCUGUCAACUUGGCUCGGAAACCCCUCAGCCGCUGUGCUCUCUUGGGAGGUUCCCUGCUUGCUGCCUUCAGCCGGGGGACUCCUCGGAGCUCUGUGCCUGCAGACUCCAGCCCUCCUUCCUCCUACCCUGAGCAGGGGAACGAGGGCUGCUGCUCCAGUCUCUCUGGGAAAGCUCUGCCCAGCCUGGCUUGGCGAGGGUCCUUAGUCGCCCUGUCCUUCCUUCUUGUCCUCUCCGAUUCUUCUCUCCACAAGUAGUCCUGAGAACGGAUUGUCACCUUGGCGCAUCCUGUCUCGGUGGGGGAGAACUUGGGUAGUACACCUGUCUGGAAUGGGGAGAGCAGGAGGUGUGGCCACGGCAGGCCCUGGGAGGCAGAACCGCCAGCAGGAGCUGUGGGUGGACCUCGUUCUGCUGCUGUUCGGCCUUUUCCUGCCAAGUGGGGUUUGGGGCACGCAGACCGUGGGAUAUUUGUAUUCUUGCUCCUGUGCCAUUAGAGGGGCUGCCACCCCAGGCAGGUCAGCCCCUCGUCCUCUUGGCUACACUCAUGUUGCUCAGACUAUAUUUCAAAUAAAAACAUCUUCUUACCGUG